Messenger RNA from Colius striatus (speckled mousebird), 6945 nucleotides. It is a transcript of the gene UBASH3B, whose product is annotated as ubiquitin associated and SH3 domain containing B. The transcript is spliced from 14 exons. Gene Ontology annotation, cellular component: cytoplasm. Bases 53 to 2005 code for a protein of 650 amino acids. The record is from RefSeq and is a predicted model, not a curated record. Gene Ontology annotation, biological process: regulation of osteoclast differentiation; negative regulation of signal transduction; regulation of release of sequestered calcium ion into cytosol. Gene Ontology annotation, molecular function: protein binding; protein tyrosine phosphatase activity. Lineage: Eukaryota; Metazoa; Chordata; Aves; Coliiformes; Coliidae.
GCUGGGCGCUGCGGGGGUUGCAUGGCCCUGCGCGGGCGGCGAUGGCUGCGUGAUGGCCCAGCGCGGGCAGCCCGCACCGCACGCCAUGGCUGCCAAAGAGGAGCUGUACAGCAAAGUCAUCCCCCGGCGGAACCGGCAGCACCGCGCGGGGACCAUCAAACAUGGCUCGUCGCUGGAGAUCCUGCUGUCAAUGGGCUUCCCCAAAGCCCGGGCACAAAAAGCACUGGCAUCAACAGGCGGAAGAAGUGUUCAAGCAGCAUGCGACUGGCUGUUCUCCCAUGUGGGUGACCCAUUCCUUGAUGACACCCUGCCCCGCGAGUAUGUCCUCUACCUGCGCCCCACCGGCCCCCUGGCUCAGAAGCUGUCUGAGUUCUGGCAGCAAUCAAAGCAGAUCUGUGGGAAGAACAAAGCUCACAACAUUUUCCCACAUAUCACCCUUUGUCAGUUCUUCAUGUGUGAAGACAGCAAGGUCGAUGCUCUCACUGAAGCUCUGCAGGCCACUGUGAUGCGGUGGAAAUGCAAAUUCCCUGCCCCUCUGCCUUUGGAGCUCUACACGUCCUCAAACUUCAUUGGGCUUUUUGUCAAGGAAGAAAGUGCUGAGGUGCUCAAGAAGUUUGCUGCAGAUUUCGCUGCAGAGGCUGCUUCUAAAGCAGAUGUUCACGUGGAGCCCCACAAGAAGCAGCUCCACGUGACGCUGGCCUAUCACUUCCAGACCAGCCACCUGCCCACGCUGGAGAAAUUAGCGCAGAACAUCGAUGUCAAACUGGGCUGCGACUGGGUCGCCGCGAUAUUCUCUCGAGACAUUCGCUUCGUCAAUCACGAGACUCUGCAAGUGAUCUAUCCUUACACCCCCCAGAAUGAUGAUGAGCUGGAGCUGGUCCCAGGGGAUUUUAUUUUCAUGUCCCCAGUGGAACAAACCAGUACAAGUGAAGGCUGGAUUUAUGGCAUUUCCCUUGCAACUGGCUGUUCUGGGCUACUGCCUGAAAAUUACAUCACGAAGGCGGAUGAAUGUGGGACCUGGGUGUUUCAUGGGUCCUACUCAAUUCUGAAUACUACAUCUUCCCCAUCCCUUCAAGCUUUCACUGAUGGAGCCCUGGAAAGAAGACACCAGGAAGAUCAAGGACCUGGAGAUGCAGGGCCACUCACUAUCAUCUGCCAGAACGUGCAGCCCCUGAGAAUCAGCAGCCACCCAGGGCCCCAGAAACGCUGCCUGUUUGUCUGCAGACAUGGGGAAAGGAUGGAUGUCGUUUUUGGGAAGUACUGGUUGUCACAGUGUUUUGAUGCCAAAGGAAGGUACAUGCGUAGUAACCUGAAUAUGCCUCACAGCUUACCUCAGAGAAGUGGCGGUUUCAGGGAUUAUGAAAAAGAUGCGCCAAUCACCGUGCUGGGCUGUACACAGGCAAGGCUUGUUGGUGAAGCCUUGCUAGAAAGUAAUACCAUCGUAGACUACAUCUACAGCUCUCCAUCCCUACGGUGUGUACAGACAGCACACAAUAUCCUGAAAGGUAUGCAACAAGAGAACAACCUGAAAAUUCGAAUAGAGCCAGGCUUGUUUGAAUGGACCAAGUGGGUCUCUGGGAACACAUUACCUGCCUGGAUACCCCCCAUGGAUUUAGCUGCAGCUACUCUAAGCGUUGAUACAACCUACAGACCUCAUAUUCCUGUCAGCAAGUUAGUGGUUUCCGAAUCUUAUGAUACAUACAUAAGCAGAAGCUACCAAGUAACAAAAGAAAUCAUCAGUGAAUGUAAAGGCAAAGGAAAUAACAUCCUGAUAGUGGCACACGCGUCCUCCCUGGAGGCUUGUACCUGCCAGCUCCAAGGGCUCUCGCCACAGAACUCCAAGGACUUUGUACAGAUGGUCCGAAAGAUUCCAUACUUGGGGUUUUGUUCAUGUGAAGAACUGGGAGAUACAGGCAUUUGGCAGCUUACGGACCCCCCCAUCCUCCCUCUCACACAUGGACCAACUGGAGGCUUUAACUGGAGAGAAACCUUACUACAAGAAUAGGCAAAGCUACAUGAGCACGGAAAACCCAUGGCCUUUCUAAGCAUUGGAGAAUGUCUCUUUCUUGUGUUUAUUGACAGUGGAAAAAAUAAUCAUAAUAUCUUCAGUGAAUCACACAAAUAGCUGUUGUAGCAUAUCUCUCACACAGCCACAGUCAUGCAAAAAUUCUCAUGUACAACUAGGCAAAUACAAAAGGGAGCAAUCUGAGGGAAAAGAGUAUUGAAAUACAGAUUGAAGCUCUUGCACAGCAGGAAGUCUCUGUUUAGUCAGUAGCUCGGGUAGAUUUUCCCACCUUGAAUGGAGCUCUGAUAACACCAGUAACUUUCACUGCCUUCUGCACCUUGUUAGAAAUACCCAGCACUGUGUAAAAGUCAAACAUUCAAGAUGCUGAGGGGUUUUUCACUACUAUUUUUGCAAAGCAUUAGCAGGCUUGUUCAGGACCACACGUUGACACCCUUGGCACUAACAACCCCCAGAUUCUCAGUUCCUUCCACAAAGCCUGUCACCACCAGCUGAAAAUGAGAGUUCAGCAUUGCCUCUGCAGACAGCAUCAGAAUAUUCCUCUACUCUAGUUGAGCACUGUGCCAGGUGCUGUGUUGGCCACAGUGGAUGCAAAGAUUGAUCCACACUGAGCUGUGUCAGAAGAAAACUCUGUAUCUCACAUCAGUUACAGAAGUUGUUUGCAUAUCAAAAGACAGUACCAUAGUCAACAAAUACUGGGAGCAGUUUCUUUUAAGUGGAAAUGAAAUAAGCCUUUUCCAAUCAAACCUGACAAAUUUUGAAGUUGGGGUCAUUUUAGAUUGAGGGGUUUUUUUCUUUAUUUAGGUUAUCAAAAUCCACCCUUGUGCACAGACCCAACCUAAAGUGUUUGUGUUUUUCCCUUCAGAAGACUUUGGAAAAGGGUUGCCCCUUUUAUACUCAGGUUUUGUGCUGGUUACACAGUGGUGGCCUUCUUUCCCUUAUGAGGUUUUCUGUCAGCCCUGGUGAGAUUCUGCAGUAAGCAGCUUUCUUCAGGAGGUAAUGAUGAAAUCCAAAAAGACACUCAAAUUCACCCUUCACCACAUGCUUUGCUUGCUUUUCUUUAAUUCCUAAGUGCCAUCUGUCAUAAAGAUAAAGCAGAGCUAAGAAAACAGUACACUUACAUUUAGUAGCAACAUGCUUUGGCCUAUUCAGAUGCUACUUAUUGGUGGGGGAAGGAUUAGGAUGUUGGGAGAAAGGAAAGAUAAGGGUUUCCAUCUGUAGCUUGAAAACUUUGAAAUCACCAGAAGUGUCCUGUUAGUGCAACAGUCUGCAAGAUGCCAAUAUCAGCUGCUUCACAGGAGAAUGCAAAAUACACCACAGUGGGUAGUUCAUAGUAUCAACUGGUUUCAGAGUAGGUUUCUUUAAGAUUAAUAUUACCUUAAGUCAUCAGCUUUGGGUAAAAGAGUUCCUGCAGAUAUUUGUACAGGUUUUAUCAGUGUAGGCUUGCUUUCAGAAGGUACUUAAAAACAUGCUUAAAUAGGAUGAAAGAGAUUUAGGCAUACUCCUUCCUUGAUUUUGGCCAUAAGUCUGAGUAUUCCCAUACAGGGUACCAAAGGAAAGUUUAUAAGUACCAGCAAAGAAAUUCUGGCAUCCUGGGUACUCCUCUUCUGUCCAGCAGUUCCUCUGCAGAAGGUGUUACGUGUCCUCAUUUGAAAUGCUUCUAUGGCACAGAACUUUAUACUGGCCAACUUUGACAAAGGCUUAUUAAAGUUUGGUUUGUUCUGGUUUCUUUAAACCUCUCAAGCUUUUGGCAGGACUGGUCCCACCUUCAGAGGGAUAUGACUGAGCUGCACUUUCGUCAGUCAGAACGAUUAAGGAGUGAUAAACUGCCAUCCAUUCUUCCUAUAAAUGAGGCAAAACACUCAGGAUUGCCAUAUAACAAAUCAUAAGAGGAUUUAGCUCAGCUUUGACUCUGGGAUUUAUUGAGCUUUCCAGGGAUAGUAGACCAGAUUCUGUACAUACUUUGAGUCAGCAGAGAGCUCAUCCUGUGCAAUAUGUACACUGUCACAAUCUGUAACAAGAAUCCAUUAUUUAUACAUUUAUGACUAUGUCAUACACAGUAGACCAUUCGUUAAGUGCAUUAUUAUACCAGGGAUGUAUACUGAAAAGUCAGGGAGCUAACUUAUGAGAUGACAGAAGAAACUGCUCCCAUGCAGUUACACUGCUGUCACUUUUGUUUUUAACUGUAAUUUAAACUAUUUUUGGCUGUGUACAGACAUUCUGAAGAGUAUUUCUGGCUUGUUUUCCUCCACCUGCAAACUUGCAAAGAGUUUAAAACUAAAUAGAUGACAAUCACACCAAAACUAGUUUGGUUACUGAUGCACAUGUAAUUCUCCAGACUGCUUUUUGUUUCAUGCUAUGAGCCAGCAAUAUGUAAUUUGAGGGAACAAAUAUUGUCUGUACAAAACAGUGGAGGUUGCUCAGGUCCUGCUGUAGUUAAGGAACAUGACAAGGGGCUUAUUUAGACAGAAGCAUGAAACAGAGAGGGAACAAAAUCUGAAUGCACAAUUUGAAUAUUGUACUGGCUGAUCUUUGCAUAUAGUAAUAUAGACAAGUGUUCUGUUUGAGGAGGUAGAUGUUAAAAUAGUCUCUUCUUUUUAAAAAAAGUCUAUUUUUUGAUGUUUGGGAAAGUAUUUUAACAAUUGUAGUCUUAAGUUAGCUUUUUCAAGUGUCAAGAAUCUCAGAAAGAAAGACCUUAUUUUCUUCUAGCAUUUUGAUUUCUCCUAAGGGUUUUGAGUUAAAUAAUCUCAUGUUGAUAAGGCUUAUUUUGGGGAAAAAAUGUUCCAUUAAAAUUUGUAAUUGAAGUGUUAAGAAGACAAAAUAAUUGCUGCUUCACUUUCACUCCAUUGCUGCUCAUUAAUGUGCAUUUAAUGUCACUUCAGUGUCUUGUCCCAGUGUCUUGAUCUAAAGUGUGUGGAAGUCUUUUCCUUGCCUUCCCUGUGAGCUGCAUCAGAUCCCAACAGUUUAAUUAGGUUACAGGAGGUAAACAGCAGUUCCUAGAGUUUUCCUUCUCUUCCCAAUUAAGGAAUAAAGCUGGAAAUCUGUCAAGAAUAAGUUGUCCAGGAUUUUCAUGAACUGCAACUUCAGGGUUGGGCCAGAAAAAUACAAGAAGGUCAAAACCAGGGUAUUUGAGAAAGUUCAGGUUGGAUCAAGAGUUUGUCCUUAUCACUGGACUUUGUAUCUCCCUCUGCUGAAGUGGAUGGGAGGGGUCUGCAGCUUCCCCCAACCCCAAGGCUUCAGCUCUGCCUGGAGACACCUUUCUAGCUUAAUGAAGGUGCCAGGUCUAAAGUUUCAUGCAUUUCUCCUACACUUAGUGCAGUGGCAGCUACAGCCAAAUACUUAAAUCCUCUGAGCAUGGAGCCAGGUUCUCUGUUGAGUGUAAAUUGACACUGCACACUCAAAUCAAGAGAGCUUUGCUUGUUUAUGCAAACUGAGGAUCCAGACCAUAACUUCAGAAAAAAAACCCAACAUUUCCCUUUUCACUCACUCUGAAUAGUUUCAGAAAGAAGUCAGCUGAUGGCAGGAGUCACCUCCUCUCCUCUGGUGUUCAGCUUCUAGUGGCAACAAUAGUAUGAAAGUGAUGAUUUCCAUCACUGUAUAAGUGGUUAUUGACCAGAAUUUUGCAGGAAUUAUCUUUAGUGAAUGCAAAAUUUGGUAAUUCUGCACAACAAAGAGGAUGGAAGUGAUGCUAGACAGUUUUUUCUCAGUGUAUGAUGUUGUAUCCACAGCCCUGAACCCCCCAAGUAGCAAUAUCUCAGGGAUGUGGGUACUGUCAUUUCUGACUGUGCAGCUCUUGGGGAAAAAGCAAGGUCAGAGGAUGGCGGGGGAGGGAGUUGUGAACAGCACUGUGACAAACAGCCUCUCCACUUAGUCCCUGCAUACACCACUGGAAGUGAGAGGUUGGGAACUUUUCCCUCUAGGUCCUUACCAAGGCCUGACCCAGACUCCAGAAAAAUAGGAAUAUCCCCUAAUAAGGAAUCUAGAUCCCAAUAAUGAACUAGAUGUCCUCUAAUGAGGAAUUUGGAGGACUCAUAUCUGAGCAGGGUUGAGCCAUUCCAGUCCUGAUUUAACAAAUGCAUGCACAAGUCAGGUGAGAUUUAGUGUCUGCUUUACCCCUGUCCAAUUGACAAACCAGGACACUAGAUGGUUGAGUCAGACUGUAAUCAACUAACCCUCGUUUAAACCCAGAGCAGGAAAUCAGUUUGCAAUGCUUCACAACUUAAAGUGCAUUGAAAUUCUGAAUGAAAACUAUUGUUUACAAAGGGAGUCUCAGUAGGUUUGGUUUGUGGUUUGGUUUGUUAUUUUAAAAGGAGCCUAAGCAUAGAGGAAAUUAUUUGAACUUUAAAAAUAUCCAUGAAACAGUGGUGGUACCAGACAUGCUCAAAACGAUGAAUGAAUGAACAAAAAAAGACAAUUAAGCAGUAAGUGGGACUGGUUGCAUACACCUUAAACCACUACUUACUUCUCACCACUUCCUCAUACACUUGUUCCCUGGGGAAUAUUCAUGAGACAUACAUGCUACAUAAGAGAAAAUACACAGCCAGUUCCUUUCUAUUACUUCCCAUUAAAAUGUCUUUUCUCAAGUUUCUCUCUGUGGACAUCUCUUAAAACUUGAUGUUAUCAAUGGAUACUUUUUUGUUGUUUCCAUUUUAAAUCUGUUGUAUCAUUCUGUUUAUGAUGUUUUUUUUAGUGUGAGCAGAUUGUAUUUAUUUGAGGAGAAAAAUGUUUGCUGUUUAAAAAGAAAAUCAAUACUUGUAUUGCCAAAAAUAGCUAUAAUUACCUGUGACAUCUGUAUUUUUUUAUUUUGGGGGAUUGGUUGGUUGUUUUUAAGCUCAGUUUCAAGUGCUAACAACUGUUAAAACAACCACUGCAUUUUAAUUUGCUUAUGACAUUAAAUGGAUUUCUUGGAAGUCAGACAAAAA